Elephantulus edwardii (Cape elephant shrew) is the source of this 948-nucleotide messenger RNA. RefSeq names its product dual specificity phosphatase 2 (gene DUSP2). Gene Ontology annotation, molecular function: MAP kinase tyrosine/serine/threonine phosphatase activity; protein tyrosine/threonine phosphatase activity. The record is from RefSeq and is a predicted model, not a curated record. Gene Ontology annotation, cellular component: nucleus; cytoplasm. Lineage: Eukaryota; Metazoa; Chordata; Mammalia; Macroscelidea; Macroscelididae. Gene Ontology annotation, biological process: protein dephosphorylation; endoderm formation; negative regulation of MAPK cascade.
AUGGCGUUGGAGGCGGCGUGUGAGCUGGAGAGCAACGCGCUGGGCGCGCUGCUGCGGGACGCGCGGUAGGCAGAGCGCACGCUACUGCUGGACUGCCGGCCCUUCCAGGCAUUCUGCCGGCGCCACGUGAGAGCUGCGCGCCCAGUACCCUAGAACGCGCUGCUGCGGCGCCGCGCGUGCGGCCCGCCAGUCGCCGCUCUCGCCUGCUUGCUGCCCGACCGUGUGCUGCGGAUGCGCCUGGCUCGCGGGGAGCUGGCGCGCGCCGUGGUGCUGGACCAGGACAGCGUGUCGGUGGCCGAACUCGCAGCCGACGGCCCGGCCCGCGUGCUGCUCACGGUACUGCUGCUUGAGACCCGCGCAGCGCCUACCGCCGUGUGCUUCCUGCGCGGAGGUUUCGACAGUUUCCAGGCCUGCUGCCCUGAUCUGCUGUGUUCAGAGUCCCCUGCCCAGGCAUCACCCCCUACAGGAACCGGAAACAGCCUCUCAGAUCCCAGGGCUCCCUUCUAUGACCAGGGUGGCCCCGUGGAGAUCCUGCCUUACCUCUUCUUGGGCAGCUGCAGUCACUCCUCGGACUUGCAGGGACUGCAGGCAUGUGGCAUCACAGCACUGCUCAACGUCUCUGCUGGCUGCCCCAACCACUUCGAGGGCCACUUCCGCUACAAGAGCAUCCCCGUGGAGGACAGCCAGAUGGUGGAGAUCAGUGCCUGGUUCCAGGAGGCCAUAGGCUUCAUCGACUCGGUGAAGAACAGUGGAGGCCGGGUGCUGGUGCACUGCCAGGUGGGCAUUUCACGCUCUGCUACCAUCUGCCUGGCAUACUUGAUACAGAGCCACCGUGUGCGCCUGGAUGAGGCCUUUGAUUUUGUUAAACAACGCCGAGGAGUCAUCUCCCCCAACUUCGGUUUCAUGGGGCAACUGCUGCAGUUUGAGACCCAGGUUCUGUGUCACUGA